GAAGUGAAGACGAAGAAGAAAGCAAGAACACUCAUUUCAACUCAUUCGAUAAUGCGCCAUCAGUGUCUCUAGUUUGGAAAAAAGGCAAAAAAAUAAUACUGCACAGUGCUAGCAUCUAUAUAUCAAAGUAAACUGGUGCAUCUUUGAUAGCGAAAAUACUAUUUUAAAAAGUAUUUUCGGUUUUAAUAGAUAAAUUAAUAGUUUGUGUGUGUGUGUGUGUGAAAUUUACAGUGCGUAAACAUUAAUAAUCCCUUAUUUGAGAUAUUCUGUGAAUUAAUAUAUUUAAAGUAAAUGAUAAAAAAAAGUUUAAAUUCAUAAAAAAAAAUCCCUGACCUUCGAAUUUAAAUAAUUUCAUAGAGUAUUUCAAAAACUUUAAGCAAUAAUGACCGACAAAAAAGCAUAUCCCGUGGCUCCUCAUCCACCAACUGGAUUUGUUCCCGCACCAGCACAAGCUGCUACUUAUGGAGUUGCAGGAACUUCACCGUACGGUGUCUUUCCAAAUCAACCACAGCUCUAUGCGACACAAGGGCCACCUCCUCCGACAUAUGAUCAAACGUUGACGCAUCCAAUGAUGUAUCAACCAAUGUAUGGACAAGGAUAUCCGGGAGGAUAUUUGGCAGGUUAUCCAACAGCUUAUGGACCUCUCCAGUAUUAUCCACCAUUGGCAGCUGCAGCUGCUUAUUAUCCAGCUGCUGCAAUGCAACCAGCACCAGUUAGGCCAACUAUGUUAGUUCCUAAUGGCUUUGAUGGCGGGCGAUUUGAUGGUAUUUCACAACAAGUUUUACCACCACCACCACCAGGAGUUGCUGCAAAUGCAGCUCAAUUGGCAGCUAUGGCAGGGCAUAGUGUCGCUCUAUCACAAAAGAAAGGUUCAUUUUUAGGCGGUGGAACGGAAGGUGGUUAUACUUUUUGGUAAACUAUAAGGUUGCUUUUAAAUGGUCAACGGAUAGGCCAUAAAAAUAAAGUAAUGAAUGAAUAAUAAAUUAAUAACAUAACAGAUAUGUGACGAUAAAUUACUCCAUGCUGAAUCUAACUGGCGAUAUUAUUUUCAAACGUAUAGUCAGGCAAAUAUUUUACAAUGUUUACAAUUUAUUUUUUUUUUUAUUUAUUUAAAAACAAUAAAAUUAAUUGAUAAAUAACAGGCUUAUAAUUCUUGCUAGAAAUAUCUUUAGGACUUUUAUUUUCUAAGAAAAUUUAAGUAUUUAUUAGUCUUAUAAAUAAAUUCAAUAAACCGUAAUAGAUAAAAUAAUAAUAAAUUUAUUUGCCUACAAGAAUCAAUUAUUUAAUUUUAAAAUUCACAAAAAUGCAUGUAAUUAUUCAGUGGCUAUAAGAAAGUCAUUUAAGAUAAACAUACUUUGAUUUAUAAAAAAAGCAAGGGAAAAAAAAUAAUUAUAAUAAGCAAUUAUAAAAAAAAAAUGUGGAAUGUUUGCUAUUAUUAUUUUUUUUUUUUUUUUUGACGAUUUCCCCACAUAAAUUGCGAUAAUGGUACGUGAGAAAAAGGUAGAAACAAAAAAUGGUGAAACAAUUAAUUGAAUCUCACAUUUAAAAAAAUGCACGAAAAUAAAAAAAAAACAAGUUUCGAAACAAAGAAAUGAACGGGAAGAAUAAAAGUUUGAAAAAUUAAAUCAAUUCUAUUAAAAAAAUAAAAUGAUAUAAGAAUUAAAUUGAAUUUAUUUUAAACGAUAGAUACUUGAAACAAAUUAUUAUUUUUUUAAAAUUAAAAACUAAAAAUAAUGCAACGAUAUAAAUGUAUUUUGGUGCCAAAUAAAAUUUAAAUCGUUGAAAAUUCCCGGUCGUUUCUCGUUAUGUGUACUUUUGUGCAAUUAGAAUCAUGAAAAUAACUACGCAGUUUAAAGCUGAAAUUUAGUCAUUCCUUAAUUGAAUUAUUUUUUCGACUAUUAUUAAGUAGAGAGACUUAAAAAAUGCGAAUGAAAAUUGCUAAAAAUAUUUUUAAAUAUCUCAUUAAAAUGAACAAAAAAGGUUUACUCAAAACAAAAAAAAAUUCAUGAAACCACUUUAGUUUCUUCAUUAAUAUCAAUUUCGAGAAAAGAAAAUAUUUUUAGCAAUUUUCUAGUGAUUCUAUCGAUAUUAGAUAAUAUUUAACUAUAAUAGUACUUAUGAUUGUAAAAAAAGAAAUUUUAAUGUUAAAUUUUCUUUUUUUAUAAUCGUUAAGUAUUUAUAUUGUUUAAGUAAUCUAUUGAUGCAAGCUAGUUAAACAAAUUUUGAUAUAGAAAAAAAAUUUUAACAAUUUUUAUCAUUAAUGUAUUUUGACCGCCAUUUAAAUAAUUAAAAAUUUUUCAUGUCAUUAAAAGUUUUUCAUUCUACUCAAACGUGAUAAAAAAUUUAAUUUAUACGAUUCAUAUCGCUACGCUAUCCCUAGCGGAUCUGAAUCACGGAAAAUUACUGUAUUUUACUGCAAAUUUGUCACAUUUUACGGUAAUUUGCGGGAACAAUGCGGUAAUUUGCGCCAGAAUACAGCAAUUUACCGCAUCUUAGGGCAUUUUUUCAUAACAUAGUGAAAUACUUCACUUUACGGUAAAAUGCCGUAAUUUUGCAGUAAAUCUGCACGUUUGCGGUGAAAUACUACAAUGCUGCCGCAAAUUUACGAUAAAAUACCGCACUUUUGCCGAAAAAUACCGUAACUUGCCGCAAUUCUCUCAACUGCCGUAAAUUACGAUAAUUUAUCGUUAUCCGGAUUCGCCAGGGAUAUUUUAACAUUUCAUAGAUAAAAAAAAUAAAACUAAAAACAAUAUUUUUGAGUUACAAACAUUAAUUCAAAUAUAAUCGUACAAACAUAAACAUUCAUUUAAAAAUUAAAAUAACGUGAUAUUACGGUAACUAGUCAAAAUAUUCUAAUUCAUUAUAGCCGUGCAAUUCAUGAUAAAAAUAAAUGUUUAACAAACAUUACUGACAUAAAUAGUAAGUAUUUUAUAUCAUACUAUCAUAUAUAACGUAGUUUAUAAAAUUUGAAAGAAAUAUUGAUUCCGUGAAGGCUUGAUUUGUAUUUUUGAGAAUAUUUUGACUGAUAACCAAUGUAAAAUCGUCGUUUUCAGUAGCAAAUCGUCUAACUCUACAUUUUAAAAGCAAUUAAUAUUUUGCAUUUCUGUUGACAAUCGUCGUAAUACAUAUUAUCUAUACUUGAUUCAAAUUUAUAUCAAAUUUUCAAAUUAUGAAAGGUGGGCCAAAUCGCCUAUUUCCAACAAACAAAAAUCUGACGAAACCAGAACUUAACCGAAAUGAAAGAUAAGACAAAAUUUUUUUCAUGCGCAUGAUAAAGGAGAACAUUGAAAUGAAAACAUUUACAUACUGCGCAUAUUAAUUUUUUUUUUUAAGGAGGGUUUAUAGUAAUUUUUGUCCAAGCUUUUCUUUCAAACAAUACUUUUACAUGCAAAACUAAGAACAAGGAUCCAUGUAUUACACUAUAAUCUAGCAAUCUACGUUUUAAUUUUUCAAAAAUAUUCAUUUGCUUAAGAGAAAAACGUGGAAAAAGUUUGACUUUACUGCACAAGUGCAAUAAGAAUAGUACCGCUCGCCGACUUGAGCGUGAUAGAGAAAAAUUUGAGACUCCUUAAAUUGAAAACUUGCAUUUUCAAUGCUUUAGCUCUCCUGUAAAAUUUACAGAAAUGAAGUUAGACGAUUUGCUAAUAAAAACGACGACAUGUAAUUUUAAUUUUUGAACCCUAGUCCGAAAGUUGAACUAAGACUAUUUUACAUUUUAUUAAUUUAUUUAUAAAAAAAGUUGUCUCUUUUCAGUUGAUCAAAAACAUUGAUUCAAAACAAAAAUAGUAUAUCGAGGGGCAAGGGAUGAAACAAUAUGAAUGCAGGUCAGGUUGAAAUUGUCUGCCUCAGCUGAACGAUGGCUGAAAUCAUCCAUAUCUGCAUUCAUGUUUCAUUCUGUGUCACUCAUAUUUUUUCAUAACAUCUGCUCGAAUCUUUAAGUUUCAAUACUUGAGGUCAGUUAUAACAAAUUAGUUUUGGGUAGUUGGUCGGCUGCUCAAUUUCAAAACACAAGAACUGAUAAAAAUAACAAUUUUGAAAUACAUAUUGAAUCAUGUCCACAAGACUCCACUGAAACUAAAAAUAUUAAUAAAUCGAUUUUGAAAAAUUUGCCCCUUACUGUAUUUUGAAAUUGGGUAGCCUUGGUGUAGGAAGCUAUUAGCGUAUGUUUAAAUCACGAAUUACUAUCAAGAUAAAUUUUAUUUAUUUAUUAACAAAAGAUUUUAAUUAUUUUAACAUUUAAAAUAUUGGAAAGUCAAAAAUUUGUAACAAACGAUAUGCCAAAAAGAUUGAAAUGAAUAUGAAUUAGCGUUAGUGGGCUGAAACCAAAAUCUCUCUCAUCCCGUUAAUUGCUUGAAUUAGCGACAAGUAUACGUCACAGUUUGUCAUGGCAUUAGCUUGAAAUUCGUUUGUUUCCACUGGCUAAACAAAUGUCGGAAGUUGAAGUUUCAGAGUAGAUGUUUUAAAAAUUAUAUUUUUUAAUCACGUGUGUAUUUACUAGAAAAAAAAAAAAUAAAAAAAAAAACUUGUAAUGUAAUGUAUAUUUAUUGUAGACCUUGUUUUAUAUUUUUGAAUUAUACUGGAUAAAAAAAAAAUUUCUAAAAAUUUUAAUUUAAAUUAAAAAAAAAAAAACUAUCUUCAUCACGGUUGUAAUUUUACAUUUCUAUGGUAUUAUAGCCAUUCAUGUAAUUUUAGAAAAAAAAAAUUAAUGAAACUUUUUAUAAUUCAAGAUCAGUAAUGUUAAGAUAAGCAAAACAUCAAGUUUUACAAUAUUUAUUUGCAAAAAAUAAAAGGAAAAAACUAAAAUCCUAGGUGUCACGUUUGAGAUUUUUUAAAUUUUAUUUGUUAAUAAUGAAUUUGUAUUUUUUCAGUAUUGAUUUUUUACAUUGUAAAAAAUAUGAAGAUCAAAAUUGUUUAAGAAAACAGAAAAAUUUUAAUCUUUAAUUUUGAUUUUAUAGUAGUUUUUUAUUAUUUUGAUAAAAGAAUGACGGAAUAAGAAAAGUCGAGUGAUAACAUUGGGCAGGUUUUAUAUUAUGAAUUUGAAAAACAAAAUAAAGCGGAAGCGUGUGCAAUAAGUGUGAAUUUUGAAAUACUGUAUCAAAAAUGAUGUUACUGUGCGAGAGUAUGAAAAGUAAAAUGUAAACUGAUUCAAUAUAUGAAUCUGCCAAUGACCAGUUAAUAAAUACCGUGACCAUGCAA
Messenger RNA from Microplitis demolitor, 5196 nucleotides. RefSeq names its product DAZ-associated protein 2. The transcript is spliced from 5 exons. The record is from RefSeq and is a predicted model, not a curated record. Lineage: Eukaryota; Metazoa; Arthropoda; Insecta; Hymenoptera; Braconidae. The coding region runs from base 383 to 916 and encodes 177 amino acids.